Molecule: messenger RNA, 1934 nt
Organism: Oryzias latipes (Japanese medaka)
Lineage: Eukaryota; Metazoa; Chordata; Actinopteri; Beloniformes; Adrianichthyidae
Source: RefSeq, a predicted model, not a curated record
AACAUAAAGAGAAGAAUGUAAUGAGAAAUUGUUUUUCCGGUUUCGGAGUAGUAAUGUUUUUGAAGUGCUGGUGGAACGGUUUGGCACCAUUUUGGUAAUAUGUCAUAACUGAUAAUUACUACAAACAAAGUAACUGCCCAUUGAUUGCUGAUUGACAGUACUGCCACAACACAAUAUCUGGUUUCUGCUAUAUGUAAAUGCUAUGUACUUUUGGGAUCUUUGUAGUACGUAGUUGUGAAAAAUAUAAUUGUCAAUAACCAAUAACAACCUACCACAAACAUGUGCUUGGUUGUUUAAAUUUACAGCUAGUUGUGAAUUUCAAUGUGAACACUACAAUUUAUCUAAACACCUUCUCUUAAGUUUUACAUUUUAAGUAAAUCAUUAUAUAGAACAUCUUUCAUUUUGACUAAUUGUGGAACAUACAAAAUAAAGUCAAUGUAUAUCUGAAGAUAAUUUCUAUUUCUGUUUAUUAUUUACAUAUAGUAAAAGAGUGAAGCAAUUGCAGUUUAUUUUGACUUAAAAGACUUCAUGUUAAUUUUCCAUUUAACAGGGGUACUAAAUAAAGUUAAACUUGACCACAUUUAACAAUGACUUUAUUUUUUCUAUUGUCAUAUCAAAUUUGAUAUGAAGAAGUGUAUUCUACAAUUCAUGAAUGAAUAUUUUGAAUAAAAUAUGAAGUACUAAAGUUAAGACUAGGUCCUCUGUAGGUUUAUGUUAUUGAAAGCAAACACCCACGAAAUUAAUAGGUUACAAACAAACAAUUAAAUGGAAUUUCUGCUGUGCCCCAAUUUCAACACCUUAGAUAGAAACAGCAUGUCAUUAAGUUUAUUUGUUUAUAUGUUUUUUAUGCUGGAAAAUAAUGCAAAUCCAGUGGUUCGACUCCAGAACACAAAUGUCAAGAUGCCACGAGGAUCUACAACAAAACUUUGUGUCAGCUGCAAAGCUGUGAUUGGUGUGGCAACUAAGACAUGUAAAGUAUGCCAAACAAUCCAGCCAAUGAGGCAAAGGCUUGCCAAAAAACUGGAGAAGUUUCAAUCCAAAAAGGAGACUUGGUUGCAAAAACACAAGAAAAACAAAACCACCACACAUGUUUUGGAUGAGGCAUCGGUUUUGGUGGAAAAGUUGAAUACUUUGGGACAAAAAGCCGUUGUGUUUAUUGCCAGACCUGGAAAGAAAACAUCUACGUGGCAUACACAUGUCAUUCACCCUAGGUGGCAAUUAACCGAUCAAGCUGGACAGUGUCUGGACCGCAUGAAAGACCUAUAUGAGCUAAUGAUCAAUGCAGGUGUUCCAGCAAAGAAAAAGAAAAAAAGAGAUAACAAGAAAGAUUCACCUGGAGAGUGCAGCCAUGGGGGAGAAGAUCAGUUUUACCCAGUGAAGCAGGUCUUGAAGACAAAAAAGCAGAAGGGGAAAUUAAUGGAGUUUGUUGAAUGGGAGCCAUGUUCCAUGUGUGGGAAAACAUGGUCUCCACAGUGGGUGGAAAAAGGAACACCAAAAAAUAAACCCCAAAGGCACCUCUGUUGAUCAGAUUGACCUUUUAAAUUAUUAUUGUUGUUUGUGUUACUGCUUUCUAAUUGUUGUUAAUAAAAAUGUUCAAAUGAAAGGGUUUGAUCUACAUUUUUUAUUGCUCAACAUGCUCACAUGUAUGAUAUACCAUAGAGGUAGGACACAUUUGUUGUGAAAUUCUAAACAAAAGUUUACAAUAAAAAACAUACAAAAAAUUUGUCAUAUAACCAGAUAUCAGGUUUUUGUGUUGGAUUGUCACAGCUAUGGCAAUUGCAAAUGAUCAUACCUCAAGUUAUAAUGAUACAUACUUAAUAGUAAAUCAUUUUUGGUAUUUAGUAUAAUGAAAUAAGAGCAAAGAUGUAAUGCAUGGAGCUGUAUUGUGCAACCUAAAUAGAUGAAUGUAUAUUUGAGGUAAAAAAAAAAAAAAA